AUGGAGACUGAUUUGUAUGCCCAUGUCAUUGGCCCAGCGGCGAUGAAAAGAAGCACAAAGGGAAAGGUAGAUGUUAAGCUGUUUUGGAAGUCGAGUACCAGUGAACUCCCUAACCUGUACAAAGUAGCCUCAAUCUACUACACAGAGACACUGGGUUCUUACGAUGUGGAGUGCUGCGUUUCCAAUUACAACAACAUUCUCGAGGGGAAGUGAAUGUCAUUGGCACCAACAAGUAGCCUCAAUGCAAACCAUUUCCUUAACUGGAAUCUGCAAGUUAAGUCUACAGUUACAGAAGAGGUACAGUUGCACGUUUCCAUUUUUCAGCUAUUAUUAGAAGUCUGUUUAGUAUUUUUUAUUAAGGGUGUAAAAUAAUAAAGAUUAUUAUAUUGUAUUGUAGAUGGUCUCCGAAUGGACUCCAACUACUCCACUUCCUUGUGACUCACUUACAAAGUACAUCAACAAAGACCCAAGACCAAAGAGUCCAAUUCCUACAGAUUCUACUGGCUCUGUUCCUAUGUCCAGCAAUUCAGUAGUCCCGCCUAUCAAAUUCCUGUCUAGGUCUUCUGGCAGUUCAGUGCAUACAUCAAACAAGUCAGUAGCCAGUCCAGAUGACCCUGUUCAUUCCUUGUAGGUAUCAGGUUUUUUCAAACCAGCUACGAAGUCAUCAAGGCAGGCCAAUCCAUCAUCAAAACCACCAAACAAGCCUGAUACCACCCAUAAACAGAAAGGGAUGUCUAAGAAAAGCAGUGCGUGGAAACGGUUUCAUUCUAGCCUAGGGACAGUUGCGAACCCCAUGAAACCUAUGAAAGUUAAGUCUUCCUCGCCAGUUCCCUUAUAA
Porites lobata is the source of this 838-nucleotide messenger RNA. The record is from the annotation of a GenBank genome assembly. Lineage: Eukaryota; Metazoa; Cnidaria; Anthozoa; Scleractinia; Poritidae.